Molecule: messenger RNA, 780 nt
Organism: Andrographis paniculata
Lineage: Eukaryota; Viridiplantae; Streptophyta; Magnoliopsida; Lamiales; Acanthaceae
Exons: 1
Coding region: 1-780 (259 amino acids)
Molecular function (GO): zinc ion binding; nucleic acid binding
Source: RefSeq, a predicted model, not a curated record
AUGACAUUGAAAUCAGCGUAUGAAGUCUGGGAAUUUUUUAAAGAGUACGAAGGAGAUGAAAGGAUCAAAGGAAUGAAAGUUAUGAACCUUCUGAGAGAGUUUGAGCUUCAAAGGAUGAAGGAAUCUGAAACUGUGAAAGAGUACUCUGACCGAUUGCUCGUAAUUGCAAACAAAGUAAGACUUCUUGGUUCUCAACUUUCAGAUUCUCGAAUAGUUCAAAAAAUUAUAGUAACUGUUCCUGAAAGGUUUGAAGCCACUAUAUCUCCACUUGAAAAUACUAAAGAUAUGUCAAGAAUGAGCUUGACAGAAUUGACGCAAGCAUUGCAAUCACAAAAGCAAAUAAGGUUGAUGAGAUCUGAAGAAUCAGUUGAAGGGGCAUUAGUUGCAAAAAAUCAGAGUACUCAAGCUAAGAAAGGAAAUUCAAAUUUUGAUUCUCACAAUACACUAAAGGGUACAAAGCCUAAUUUUCCUCAUUGCAAACAUUGUGGAAGGAAGGGACAUCCACCCUUCAAGUGCUGGAAACGGCAAGACCAGCCGUCUGAAUUUCCCCCUUGCAAUCAUUGUGGAAAGAAAGGGUAUCCACCUUUCAAAUGUUGGAAACGAUCAGAUCAAAAGUGUGAGAAAUGCAACAAAAAGGGUCAUCAUCAGAAAAUUUGCAAAAGUGACACUCAACACAUGAAUGCCGCUCAAACAACCAAUCAAGAACAAGAUGAUCAAUUAGCAGUCGAGACUACAGACCUUCCAACUUCUCAAAAACAAAACCUCAGCAAAUUGCUAUAA